AUGAAAAUAAAAUAUUUGGUAACAAUAUUUUUACUCUUUUCAAUUUUAAUAACAAAUAUAAAUUGUUUAGAAGGUAUUGAUACAGUUGUUGAUUCAGGAGAUGCAAUUGAAAAAGCACCACCACCACCAACAACAACAACAACAACUCCACCAACAAAGGAAAGUUCUGCACCAACAAAGGAAAGUUCUGCACCAGUUAUUAUUGAUACAGCAACUUUAACACCAACAAAAUCAACAACUGAUAUAAAUACUCCAACACUUGGACCAAGACAAACAGUUGCACCAAAUGAUGUCCCAACAUAUAAACCAACAUAUAAUACAAAACCACCAAAAUUCGAACCAUUAACAUCAUUACCACCAACACAACCACCUCCAAAAAGUGCAGCACCAACAACUAUUAAUACUAAAGCACCAACUGUAACUGCUCCACCACCAAUAACAACACCACCAACAACUCAACCACCAGAGACAGAGGCACCAGUAACUGAAGCACCUGAAGAAACAAUAACUCCUUCUAAAACUUCAUCACCAAGUAAAACAAAAAAUCCUUCUAAAACUUCAUCACCAACAAAAACAUCUGCUCCUUCAAAAACUGAAGCACCUGAGGAGGAAGAAUCAACAUCCUAUCAAUUAGAAACUACAACCAAAGCACCAGUAACAGAAGCACCAAAAUCAACACCUGAAACCAAUUCAAUUCCAACUUUUUCAGAGUCAUCAUAUGGACUAAGUCUUGAAUUUGAUUCAGAUUCUUCAAAUUCAAAUCAAUUAACAAUUUUAUAUUCUUUACUUUUUAUCACAAUCAUUUCUACAAUUUUAAUUUUUUAA
Messenger RNA from Dictyostelium discoideum AX4, 825 nucleotides. RefSeq lists its product as hypothetical. The coding region runs from base 1 to 825 and encodes 274 amino acids. The transcript has a single exon. The record is from RefSeq and is a predicted model, not a curated record. Lineage: Eukaryota; Evosea; Eumycetozoa; Dictyosteliales; Dictyosteliaceae.